AUGGCAGUAAAGGAUCAGUCUGCUCCUCAUGGCCUUCGCCUUGUGAUAGAGGACUAUCCUUAUGCGGUCGAUGGACUAGAAAUAUGGAGUGCUAUUAAGAUAUGGGUCGAAGAGUACAUCUCCUUGUAUUACUCAACAGAUGUGGUUGUUCAACAAGAUACUGAAUUGCAGGCAUGGUGGAAGGAAGUUGUGGAGAAGGGUCAUCCUGACUUAAAAGAUGCAAAAUGGCCAAAAAUGCAAACUCGUGAAGAUCUGAUUGAUACUUGCACCAUUAUUAUAUGGAUUGCUUCAGCUCUCCAUGCUGCUGUUAAUUUUGGACAGUAUCCUUAUGGAGGUUAUAUCCUGAACCGUCCAACACAAAGCAGAAAAUGGAUCCCAGAACCAGGAACUCAGGAGUACGAUGAGAUGGCCAAGAAUCCUCAAGAAGCUAUUUUGAGAACAAUUACACCAAAGUACCAGACCGUUAUUGAUCUUACAGUGAUGGAGAUUCUGUCAACACAUGCUUCUGAUGAGGUAUACCUUGGACAAAGGAACAGUCCAAAUUGGACCGCUGAUCAAAGUGCAAAAGAUGUGUUUGAAACAUUUACAAAAACACUUGCAGAAAUUGAGGUAAAAAUCUUGGAGAGGAACCAUAACGAAGAACUUAGAAACCGAACUGGACCAGUCAAAUUGCCCUACACUGUUCUUCUUCCUACCAGUGAACCAGGGAUUACUUUUAGAGGAAUCCCUAACAGUGUCUCUAUCUAA
Sphenostylis stenocarpa is the source of this 747-nucleotide messenger RNA. The record is from the annotation of a GenBank genome assembly. Lineage: Eukaryota; Viridiplantae; Streptophyta; Magnoliopsida; Fabales; Fabaceae.